Anisakis simplex (herring worm) is the source of this 10890-nucleotide messenger RNA. Lineage: Eukaryota; Metazoa; Nematoda; Chromadorea; Rhabditida; Anisakidae. The record is from the annotation of a GenBank genome assembly.
AUGUCGUCAACAGUUUCCGAAAGGUUCACUUUGAUCAACUAUUCAUCCAAUGAUGCGGUUCUUGCCCAAGAACGAAUGCAGGAUGUCCGAAAUGAACUAUUGUCGUGGGCGAGUAAAAUCGAAGAAAAUAUCGCUGAAGCAGAUCGAUUAUGCAACGAUGGAGUUGAAAUGCUCACCCCAGAGCAAUUUCAUGCCUUAAAGGAACACAGAAAUCGACUUGAAACAACUUACAAUCAGUUAUUGCGUCAUACAGAUUCUGUUCUUCAAAGAUUGAGUGAAUUAACGAAACUUCUUCUGGAAUUUUCAAAUGAAUCAAGUGCGUUGCAUUCAUUUGUCAAUGAAAAAACCCGGCAGUUGUCUAUUCUUCGAGCCGAAAGUGGUGAUCCAAAUGAAAUCAACGAGUCUCGGCAUAAGGCAAAAGCUUUAACAGAUGAAAUUUCGAGUAAUGAAACUCGUUUAAAAAGUAUUUCGAGUUUGGCAACAAGAAUUCAAUCAGAAUAUGACGGGUACGUCGUAGAAUUACGAAUUCAAUAUCCGGAUGCUCAAAUUCCAGCUACAGAACCGCAAGAAUUGAAUAGCACUCUCACACGAUUGCAGACCGAUUAUGAACUGUUGCUUCGUGGAUGCCAAGAUUUGGUAGCGUUCUUGAAUCGACUUAAUUCGUUGGCUGCAUCUCAUUCACAAAAUGUUGAUGCAUUAUCGCAAUGCAUAUCUGAGUUGGAAAGGCAGAUUUCAUCCGCUGAAAAAACGGUCAUCAGUAGUGAUGUAAGUGCAGAUAGCUCGACUAUGUCCGACAUGCUAAUACAUAUGGAAGAAUUAGAGCAAGUUUGCUUGAAUCAGAGUAGUCGAAUUGACUGUGCGUUACGAUCUGCAGCUGAACUGAAUAGUGCACUGAUAGGUACGGAUGCUCAUCAACGAAUUGUUCUCGAGAAUCAACAACAGUUAGAUGAUUUUCAAAGAAGACAAUCGCGAAAUAAGAAUCGAAUUGAGGAAAAUAUCGAUUCAUGGCGAAGUAAGAUAGCGAUGCACGAAGGGAUCCGUAAGGGAAUGUCUGAUAUUUUAGAUUGGUUGAAUGAAAAAAAGCAAUUAGCCUCGCCAUGUCCAUUGCCCCUUUCAACCGAGAAACUUUCUGAAAUGAGGCGAGAGAAUGAAUUUUUACUACGCGAAUUGCAAUCCCGACAAAAACUGCUCACUGAAUUGGGCAGUGAAAUUUCGAGAACAGCAGCUGGGAAUCCCACUUCAGCAGCGCGUCGAACUUUAUUGGAACAGUAUGAAUGCGCCGAAAAAGAUUUCGCUCCACUUGUAGCUGCAACACAGACUCGACAAGAAGCGAUAAACGAUUUGAAUGGAGCAAUGAUGCGUUUUAGUGAUGCUGAAAAAGUAUUCAAUGAGAAAUUGAUGGCAGUUGGUGAACAGCUCACAUAUCUGACAUCAAAUGAUGUGGAUUCAUUGAAUGAAAUACGUGAACAGUUGACUGCAAUCCAAAAUGAUGACUGGAAAAUUAUUGAAAAAGAACAUGAUUAUAUUAUGAUCAGUAAAAUGGAGCAAGCACUGAAUAAGAUGUCGACUAGAGUCGAUGAACUGAUCAGUCAAAGUGAAGCACUCAAUACACAGAGGAAAACAUUCAAUGAAUCGUAUGCAGAAAUCGUCACAUGGUUAGAGGCCAUUGAAAGCAAUGCGCAAGAUCUGAAUACACUCUCGCUGAACCCGGUUGAAUUAGCCAAUCAACGAAAUGCUUGUUCAAUGUUACAGUCUGAGCAUCAAGAACACCGGCCUCAGUUAGAACAUCUUGAAGAUCUUGGCUCAAAACUUGUCGAAAUUGAAACUUUAGUAAGAAUGAAAUCACGGAGUGGCGUUAAUACAAAAUCAGAAGAGACACAAAGUACGAUCCGUGAAUUAAAUGUUAUUCGACAGCGUUAUGACACAGUCGGUAGUUUGUUGAAGUCGAGGAGUGAGAAAAUCAUUUCGAUUAGUGAAAAAUUAGCGGAUUGGGACUUAUCAAGAGAUGCGCUCUCAAGAUGGGUAAUUAAUGAAACGAAACGACUGGAAACGGAAUGUCCGGUGGCGUUAAGCCAUGAAGACAUUUCUUCGAAUAUUUCAAAAGCUGAUCGCGUUGAGAAGCUAUAUCACAAAGAAAAACAACCUCAGAUGAUGGAGGUACGUGGAAAAGCUCGUCAUUUAUUGAACGAUAUGUCAAUACCCGGAGCCGAAGAAGUUCAAAAUGCACAAACAGCUCUCGAGAAGGAAUGGCAAACAUUGGCUGAUACAAUCAAUACUGCAAAAGAGAGAACUGAAUCAUCUAAAAAGCUCAUUCAAGGUUGUGAAGAUUUGGACAAAUGGUUGAAGCAAAAAGAACGUUUAACGUCAGUGAUCGGUACAAUUAAUAUCGAUCCAAAAGUGAUCAACAAUCAAUUAAUACAAAUCGAAUUACUCGACUCCGAAAUGGAUGACCAAAAUGGCAAUCGAACAAAAAUCAAUGAAUUAGCACAUGACCUCAUCACAAAUUCGUCAUCACAAUCAAAUAGUCAAGAAAUAGUUGCAAUGAUGGAUGCGUUGAAUCUCCGUUGGAUAGCUUUUCAAGAGGGUUUAGAGUCGAAAAAGGGAAAUUUAUUGAAGGCCAAGGAAUCGAGUAUGCAGUUCUCGAAUUUCCAGCGAGAUAUUAGAAACGCAUUAUUGGGAAUAGCCGAAGAAGUUGAAGAAGUGAGUAGAAAUCCGUUGAGAAACGAUACUGAAUUCGAAGAGCGUUUCACCAAAUUGGAUUCUUUACAAACGAGAGCUCUUGAGGCAAAUACUAAAGUGGAUGAUCUGAAAAGAUUAGCUGAAAAUAUUUGCGAAGUGGUGGAUGAUCCAGCUUUACAAAGUGAUAUCCGAGAACAACUUAACAUCACGUCACAAUCCACCCGAGAAUUGAAUCGAAAAAUUGAGAGUUUAAAGAGUGCGGCGAUGAGUGCAAAAGCUGAAGAAGGACAAACCGUUAAGGAGACUGAAAAUUUACUGAAGUGGAUGAAAGAUAUGAAAGGACAGUUAUCUGAUAUUGGAUCAAUAUCAGCUGAUCCACGCGCACUUAGUGAGCAAAGUAAGCAGAUCGAUGAAAUCUACCGAAAUGUGUUGGAUAAAGAGGGCGAUAUCGCACUUCUAAGAGCUAAAUUGGGCGAACAGUUACGAAAAACACCAAACGCACAAGUGAAAUUGAAUAUGGAUAUGUUGAACGCUGAAUGGAAUCCACUGUUGAAUGAUGUGAAAGCGAAACGUGCAAAUGUUGAACGUAUUAAUGAUUUGGUUGAACAGUUAAAUGCAUCACUUGAAUCUUUCGAAACAAGAACGGAACAGAAUAAAAACACACUUGAAAAACUUUCAAACGAUAACGAAGAUGAUCCGUUAGCUGCAAGAGAAAUUGAAAAGCGAGUAGAACGACAGCAUGGUGAAUUGAAUGCGUUGGAAAGUCUUUUGAAUAAAUUGCAAGAUAUUUCGUCAGGACCGUCAAUAAAUCAGUUGAAAAGGAGAGUUGAAAACGCAUUUGGCGAUUGGGAUCAGCUGUCGAAAGACGUUCGAAAUACGGCCAAUAAAUCGCAGCAUAAGAAAGAUGUACGAUCGCGUUUCAAUAAAUACAAAGAGGAUGCCAUGAUGCUGUUGAAUACCACUAAAGAUUCAUGCAGUAUGGCUAAUAUUGAUUCGACAACGGCUAUUACGGGUUCUGUUGUAUUAAUGACAAAAGAAGAUUUAUCAAAAGCAUUAUCUGAAUUAGAAAACAACUGGCAACGACAGCAUCGAGAGUUGACUUCAACAAUGAAAGAACUUCAAAGUAUUGUCGAUGAAGAUGAGGCAGAAACACUCGAACAAAUGAUGCGAGAAUUUGAUUUGGAAUAUAAUCAGAUCAAAAAUGGAAUACAUAGUCAACUUGAUGAACUGAAGGAAAAAGAUGAAAUUGUCAGUAAUAUGUGCGGAAAGAUUGAUACGCUUAACAAUGAUAUUUGUCGAAUCAGUCAGGUUGAAUUGGCACCGAUAGGGUGCGAGUUAAGUGACCUCGGACUUCAAAAGGAACAUUGUAAUCAAACUUUGAGCGAUCUGAAUGAAAAAGAAGAAGAAGCAGAAAGAUUAGCGAAUGAAUGGAAAGAAUUGUGUGAAAGUGAUAGUGCCUUCUCGAAUAUAAAUGGCUCUGGAGCAGUUGUACAGCGUUUGGCUGAUCUGAAUGAGCAGUUGAAUAAAGCUCGUAUUGCAGUCACACAACGCAAGAGGACUAUAUCGAGUACUGAACAAGCAGUGAACGAUGUUCAUAAGGAAAUGAGAGCAACAUAUGGCGAUUUGGAUGAGAUAAUUGCUGAUCAAACGUUGCUUGAGCCAGUUCGAUCCGAACUGGAUGAGCUUAGAGCACAGCAAGAAAGGAUGCGUGUAUUCCGCGAGAAAUUAAGACCUGUGGGACAACGAGUGGAACAAGCGAUCGCGAACUGUGAAAAUUUGAUAAGGAAUGCUGAUAAAGGAAUUAAUACGGCAUCUUUGGAAAGUGAACGAAAAAAACUAAUUGAUGUUUGGAGUGAGAUCAAGGAUCGUAUUGUGGAUCGUGAAAAGCAGCUGUGUAGUUCAAUGCAAGAAUUGGGUAGUUAUUCAGAUGCUCAUAAUGCAUUAAUUGUAUGGUUACAAGAUACCGAAGAAUCACUAGCGAAUCAGCGACCACCAUCGAUUGAACACAAAGUCGUUAAGGAACAAACACGUGCGAAUGAUAUUCUUUUGAAGCAUAUUGAUGAGAAACAGCAGAGUGUCGACAAUUUCAAAGGAAUGAUCGAUAAAGUCAGCACAUUGGCCAAUGAUGAUGACCAUCGUCUUGCGCUGAAACGAACUUCUGAUAAUGUAUCACAAAGAUAUCACUCUCUUGUGGAAAACGCGUAUGCUCGGAGAGCACGUCUUCAUGAGGCGUUAGUAUUGGCCGAGCAAUGGUCACAGAGUGCGAUACCCUUACGAAUAUGGCUUGAUACAACUGAAAGGUCAUUGCAACAGCUCGGUAAAAUACCAACCGAUAAGGAAAAAUUACAACAGCAGAUAAAUGCACAUCAGGUUCUACAAGAAGACAUUAACGCUAAAAAGUGGGAAUUUGAUCAACUUGUUGAACUCUGUCCUAGACUUGCUGAAUUGACAUCUGUCGAAGAGGCAGCGGAAUUAGAUUCAGCACUCCAUUCGCUCACCUCAAAAUAUGAUAAUAUUGUUAGUCGAGCUAACGAUUGUGGCACCUCAUUGCAACAGAUGGAUGAAGAGAUCGGAUCGUUUUUGGAGCACAUAAAUGAACUUAGUGAAUGGUUGGAUCACAUUGAAAAGGAUAUCUACGAACUCAACGAUAUUUCAAUUUAUCCAGAAGAAUUAAUUGAUCAGAGUUCUCUUCUCACAGAGUUGGCAAUGGGUGUAACUCAACAAGAAGCACUAGUGUCAACAGUGGUGGAAGAUGGUCGUGAACUGUGUCGUCAAACGACCGGUGAUGAAGCGAUUGCAUUACAAAGUCGUAUUGAAGCACUUCGAACACGAUAUUCACAAGUUGCUUCUGUGACCGAUUCAAAAAUUGCAACACUUAGUGAAGCAUUACCAUUAUCAGAACGUUUUCAUGAAGGUUGUGAAAAUGUGCAACAAUGGAUGGAUGCUGUCGAGCAAGACCUGCAAAACAUUGAUCAGGUACCACUAGAGGCACAGUCGGCUUUAAUAGCACAAAUGGAAGACGAUCUAGGAAAAUGGAGAGUUGAUGUAGACGAAAUCAAUAGCAUUUCAAAGCAGUUGCAGGAGUUGAGGAACGGUCAACGUGCUAAUGAUUUAGACGAACAAACUGACGACUUGAAUCUGAGAUUCAAUUUAUUGGAUGAGAAGUUGACUCGAAAGGCUGAAAAGUUGACUUCGGCCGAGAGACAAACUCGUCAAGUAUUGGAUGAAUUGGAUUAUCUGAAUGAAUGGUUUACAGAUGCAAAUGAACGCUUAAUGAAAGCAUCAGCACCAGCUGUGGAUCCGGAUUACGUGAUGAAACAGUUGAAGAAUCAGAAACAAAUGAAUGAAGAUAUAGCGGUAAUGAAGUCACGUUUACGAGAUGCAGUAACGGACGCACAAAAAGUUACUCGUGCUCUGGGUGAUGAGGCUAAUGGACAGGACGCUCUUCUUGCUGCCAAAAUUCAGCCUUGUCGCAAGUUGUCAACAGCUGUUGCUCAGAUGGGUGAAGAUCGUUUAGGAGAACUGGAGCAAGCAUUGGCGUUAUGUCAAGAAGUUGAUCAGUCAUUCGGUGAAUUGCACAGUUGGUUAGAAAAAAUGGAGUAUGAACGGGAUAAUUGUCCAUCAAUAUCUAUUGGAAAUCAGCGAGAUCAACUUAUCAAACAACAAGCUCAUAAUGCGGAGUUACAACAUUCAAUUCAAGCUCAGCGGCCUUUAAUGGAUCGUUUCAUAAGAAAUGUGAACGCACUACGCGAAUUAUGUGACUCUGAAGAUUCGGCUCAACUGGAGAAAAUUGUUGAAAGUAUAGAGGAUCGAUUUGAAGCAAUUCGCGAAGCAAUCAAGCAACGCGCUGAUGCUCUUGAAACUGCUCUCGAACACAGCAGUCAGUUCACUGAUCGCUUGGACAUCAUACUUGCCAACCUCGAUGGUGCAGCUGCACAGGUUCGACAUCCUGAUCCUGUUCCAGCAGAACCAGAUCGUAUCAAGAUGCAGCUGGGUGAUAUCAUGGCUCUAAAAGAAGAAUUAAAAAGUAAAGAAGGUUUAUUAAAGUCGGUUAAGGAAUAUGCUCAAGAAAUUUUGCAAGAAGCCAAUCCAGAAGAUCAUGCAACUGAAGAUAUCAAAGCGAAAUUGGAAGUACUGGAUGCGUUGUGGAAAGAAUUGAAUGAAGGAGCUUCAGCAAUGGAGCUUCGACUUGGAGAUACUUUGAAGAAGGCAGAGCGAUUUUGGGCCGAACUAGAAAAUUGUCAGAAAGCUCUUGAAGAAUUACGUGCUAGAAUUGAUGAUAUUCAACCAGCGAUAGGACAGCUUGAAUUAAUUGAAGAACAGAAAACUCAAUUGAGGGCAUUCAAUGCGGAUUUAACGGCCACGGAGCCGUUAAUGAGUGAGUUAAGAGAUGCGGGACGUGAGCUAUGUCAAAUUGUUGCUGAUGAAGGCAAAGCGCAUGUUGAACAGCAAAUUGGCAUGGUUGAAGAUAGUUUUGCAACUAUCACAGAGAUUUUCGCUCGAAAAAAUGUUGAUCUGAUUGAUUCGAUGGAAAAAGCAAUGAACUUCCAUAACUUAUUCUCGGAAUUGGAACGUUGGUUAGGUGAAACUGAGAAUACAGUCUAUGCAUUAGCACCGAUUUCAAGUGAUUCACCUGAAACAAUACAAAAAGAGCUAGGAUCUCUUGAAGAGUUGCGUUCAACAUUAGAUGAGAAGGCUAUAAGGAAAGAAGAACUGAAUCAAAUGUGUUCAAAUCUUUGCAUUGGUAUUGAUUCGAAUCAGUCAUCUGCUCUACGUGCACCAAUCAGUGAUCUCAAUUCACGAUGGAAUCGACUGUACGCAUUUCUAAAUGAGCGUCAACAACGAAUGGAACGUACUUUGUUGGAGAUGGGUCAAUUUUCACAAACAUAUGAUCAACUUAUGGGAUGGAUUGAAAAAACAGAGCGUGUUCUUAACGAGAUAAAUACGCGUCCUACGAACGUGAAAGAAGUGGAGAUUGAGGUUUGUAAGCAUAAAGUGAUCCAGAACGAUGUGUUAAUGCACGAAGCAAGUAUAGAUGCGGUACGAGCUGCGGCAAAACGCAUCAUUAGUAUUGAUCCGCAGUCAACAGCAGCAACGCAGCCUAAGAUUGACGAUUUGAAUGCGAGAUGGCAUAUACUCGUUGACAAACUGGAGGAUGUUUGGGAUCAGUUAACUGAAGCUCGAGAAGCAACUGAGAAUCUAGGAGCUGAAAUGGAUAAGUGGGCUUUGUGGUUGCAAGAUAAAGAAUUUGAUUUGUCGUCCAAAAGGCCGUGUGGAGGGCUUCCAGAAACUGCGCAUGCACAACUGGAUGACUUCCUCGUUUUCAAAAAUCGUCCCGAAUUGGAAGCACAUUUAGAGGCCAGCGACAAAUAUCUGUCGGAAAAUGUUGGUAAUAAAGAUACGUGGGUGGCGCAGCGUGCAGCUCAGUUGAAGAAAAAAUGGUCUCAGGUUCAAGAAAAGAUGGUAGACAAAGAGCAUAUGCUGAGAAUAGCACUCGCAGAUGCGGAGCAGCUACAUUCAGCGAUGAAUGAAAUGACAGAUUGGUUGAAAAAUGCCGAUAGAAAACUAAAUACUUUAGAACCAAUCUCGAGAAUGCCAGAUGUUCUCGAAAAGCAAGUGACCGCACACGCAGAAUUCAUAUCUGAGGUAGCUUUACAUCGUGAGUUAAUGAACGAGAUGAACAACGUUGGCACAAGGCUGCAGUAUCAAUGUGAGAAGAAAGAUGCGAUUCCAAUCAAAAACUUCCUUGUUACUGCUAAACAUCGUUUCGAUAAAAUCGCUUCAAGAUCAUCAGAUCGUCGGAAACAACUUGACGAUAUUUUCCAGCUGGCUCGUUCAUUUUUUGAUAUGCAUGCACAGCUCAGCGAUUGGAUUGAGUCGAGUAAAAAGUGGCUUGAAGAGCAAUCCGUGCAGACAACAUUCAGCGAACGAAUGCGUGAUGAUUUGGAUCAUCAUAAAGAUUUUCAACGAGAAUUUGCGGGCCGUCAGCCGAUGUUUGAUACAACGUACAGGCGUGGUAAGUCACUCAUAGAGCACGCAUCAAAAAAUGAAGCGGCGACAAUUACUAAACUCAACGAGCGACUAAGGGAGCAAUGGACUGAAUUAUGCCACUUAUCAGUUGAAAAGCAGCGGAAGAUAGAAGAUGCCUUAUUGGCAUGUGGUCAGUUCGAUGAAGCAUUGUCAUCAUUACGAGAAUGGCUUGAAAAAGAAUUACCAUCUUUGGAGGAGAGUGAAAAUGAACCAGUGCACGGUGACUUAGAUACUGUAAAUCAAUUAAUUGAAAAGCAUCAGUUGCUUUUGAAUGGUAUUGAAUCACAGCGAGCAUCAUUAGAAUCUGUAAGACAACAUGCCGAUCAGAUGCUAAAUGGUAAUGAAAAUGAGAAUGAAACAGUGAGUGGAUUGCGCGAAAAAUUGGAUUCUUUGAACGCUGAUUGGGAAAAAUUAGAAUCGUUAGCAAAAAAACGUGAUGAGCGUUUAAAGGAAGCGCUAAGUGAUGCUGAAUCUUUCACAAGAGAUGCACACAAUCUUCUUGAAAAACUUCCACGUAUUGAAGCAAGAUUGCGUACGAAGGGCAAAAGUGAAGAAAUCAAAAAGGAAGUUCUCGAACAAAUGGAUAAUGUUGUGCAGUUACGCAAAGAAUUGGAUGAUGAGGAGCCUCGAUUAAAAUCAAUUUUGGAAGCAGGUGAACUGAUUCAUGCAAAAUGUGUUCCUCAUGCGAAGCAGCCGGUAAGAUGUUGGCUGAAGAUACUUCAGACACGCUGGGAUGAAAUAUCACAGGCGAUUGAUUCAAAGCAUGAUGAACUUCAAAAGCAAUUAACUGGUCUUUAUGAACAAGAUAAAUUGAUCGAUGAAAUGAUGAAGUUUGUGUCUUCAAAGAGUGCUGUAUUGAAACAAUAUAAUGAGGAAGAACUCCCAGACGAUCUUGGAUUAAUUGAAUCGCUGAUCAAUGAUCAUGAAAAAUUCGAAAGUACACUGCGUGAAAGGCAAACAGAUAUUGAUAUAGCCUCAAAAGGUCGUCGCAAAGCAUGCUCAGGCGAUGAAAAUGUCGCAUCAAACGCAUCGAUGAAGAAACGUAUGUUAACUAUCCGGCAUGUAAAAGCAGAUCAGUUGUCGGAAAGUUGGAAACGGCUGUGGGUAGACUCGAUGGAUUACGGUCAGAAAUUACAAGCGAAGAAAGCGUAUUUGGAUGAGCUGAAGAGAUUGGAAUCGUUUACGUUUAAUGAUUGGCGUGAACGGUAUUUGGAGUGGACUGCAUCAGGAAAAGCUCGAAUAUCAGACUUGUUUAGAAGGAUUGAUAAGAGCGGUACAGGUCGUGUACGGCGAUCAUCCUUUAUAGAUGGUAUCAUGUCUUCAAAGUUUCCGACAACUUACCUUGAAAUGAUGAAGGUAGCAGAUGAAUUCGAUAAAGGCGAUGGUAUGAUCGUUGCGAAAGAAUUUUUGGCAAGACUUCGAUCUGAUUAUGCAAAGAAAAAUGUUUUCAAACAGCAGACAGAGGGUGAAAAGAUUAAUGAAGAAGUGAUUCGUCAAUCAAAAAAAUGCAGUUGUUCAAAUCCGUACAAAAUACAAAAAGUCAGCGAAGGACAUUAUCGCUUCGGUGACACGCAAAUCAAACGUAUGGUACGAAUAUUGAGAACAACGGUGAUGGUCCGCGUUGGUGGUGGAUGGGAUCCAUUGGAUAUUUUCCUUCAUAAUCAUGAUCCAUGUCGAGCAAAAGGACGUACGAACAUCGAAAUGCAGCGCGGAUUCUACAAUGACGUUCGUCCAAUAGGUGCAUAUGACACUAUGAAAACCUUCGUAAAGUCAUCGCGUUCAACGGCAGCAAAUCGCGACAGCGCAACAGCUAGUGUCGAAUCUCUGUUAGGCGGCUCAUCAAGACUCACUUCAACACCUGGCCCAAUAACUAAGAUUCGUGAAAAAACUGAAAGAAGCUUGCCCAUGCAUAUACCAACGGCAAAACGCUCAGUAGGAAACGGUGGCUUUCUUCGUGAUACUGCAUACGAGGAUAAUCUUCGAAGAGACUCAAAAGCAGUACGUCCGAGCCAGUCGUCAAAACCAUCAAAUAAUGGUGAUAUCAGUGAUUUAUCACGACCGGGUAGCCGUUGCUCCGAAGCAUCCGAUAGUUCUGAGCGACCCACUCGAAUUCCAUCUCUUAGAGGCAAAAAGGGCGUUGGAUAUCGUGGCUCUCGAGCCAGUCCGAAUAUGUUCCAGUGA